AUUGAGGAACCGAGUGGUCUUGCAGAGCACCAUGCUGAUAACAAAGAUGAGUUUGUGCAGAAGGAAAAGCUUGCUGAACAGGCGGAGAGGUACGACGAUAUGGCACAGUCUAUGAGAAAGGCGGAAGAUUCCGAGAGGAUGCACCGGGUGGCCAAAAAAUAUCGUGAAAAAGUUCAUAAGGGACUCUGUGGCAUUUGCCAGGACAUCUUGAGCUUGCUGGACAAAUUUCUUAUCCCAAAGGCUGGUAAUCCUGAGUCGAAAGUGUUUUACCUCAGGACGAACCGUGACCACUACAGGUACCUCGUUCAAGCUGCAGCUCGGGUGUCCACAGUCGCAGCAGUCAUACCAGGAAGCAAACAUCGCCAAGGGCAAGAUGCAGCUACUCACCCCAUCCGCCUUGACGUCAUCUUGAAUUUCUGA
Cooperia oncophora is the source of this 420-nucleotide messenger RNA. The record is from the annotation of a GenBank genome assembly. NCBI's taxonomy places the organism in Eukaryota, Metazoa, Nematoda, Chromadorea, Rhabditida, Trichostrongylidae.